CAUCCUCCCUGGUCUGCUGGUCUCUACCUCUCCUUCUCCCUCCGCCCCUUUCUGGGUGCGCGCCCGGUUUAUGGCUUCUAUCCGAGUCAUCUGGCGAUUUCUCCCUUCCGGUUCUCGUGGGCUUCUUAUUUAGGCUUUGGUCUGGACUAAACCCAGCAUUCGCUCUGGGUUUAUGGGCUACCCUGGUCAUCUGACGAUCUCCUCCUCCAGGUUCUCGUGGGCUUCGUAUUUGGACUUUGAUCUGGACUAUCCAAUUUUUUCUGAACAAGAAAACCUGAACCAUACAAUCAUUCAAAGAAUCCAAACUCUCCCACCUUGAAAACUCUAGGAAACGAGAAGAUGCAAUCACUCAGCAGAACCUGAACCAUUCAAUCAUUCUAACCCUAAUCUGUCUCACACUACCACCGGACCAUGCCAUCCCUUGCCUCACUCGAGCUUCCUCGCUACCAGACUCUCUUUUCUGCCUUUUCCCCCAAACCCGAUCUGCUCCAAAGAAGCACACUUCCCUUCCACAAACAUCUGUUGACCUCCUCGUGUCUUCCUCAAAUCUCUAUUUCAUCAAGUUCUUUUGACAGCAAAGGGAAAUCUCUGUCUUCUCUGGCUCCUCUAGAAGCGAUAGUGUUUGACAUUGAUGGGACUCUAUGUGAUUCAGAUCCACUUCAUUUUUGUGCCUUCAGAGAACUGCUUCUAGAGGUGGGUUUCAAUGGUGGAGUUCCAAUAACAGAGGAAUUCUUCGUUCAGAAUAUCAGUGGUGGGCAUAAUGAAGAUCUAUGUGGGGUGUUGUUUCCUGAUUGGGAUCUCCCAAAAGCCAGAAAAAUCAUAGAAAGAAAGGAAAUUUUGUAUCGUAGAUUGGCGUCAGAAAAUCUAGACCCAGUAAAGGGUCUAAGCAAACUGUGCAAUUGGAUUGAAGACCAUGGAUUGAAACGAGCUGCGGCAACUAAUGCCCCAAGACCGAACGCAGAGCUUAUGCUGUCAAUCUUAGGACUAACAGAUUUCUUUCCAGCACUCAUUAUUGGGGAAGAAUGUGAAAGAGCAAAGCCAUUUCCUGAUCCUUACUUGAAGGCACUCCAUGCUAUCAAUGUGUCGCAUAAGCAUGCUUUUGUGUUUGAGGAUUCUGUUUCGGGUGUGAAAGCUGGGGUGGCAGCAGGGAUGCCGGUCAUUGCUGUAGGCACAAGAAACCCAGAAAAGUUGUUGACAGAAGCAGGGGCGAUUUUUGUCAUCAAGGAUUUUGAUGAUCCAAAAUUGUGGAAAGCAUUAGAAGAGAUGGAAGAGAAGGCAGAGUUGGCAACAACUGCUGCAACUUAGUUUUUGCUAAACCCUGUACCAAAGUUCUCAAAGAUUCAGCGACACAUCGGCAAAUCGAUUUAAUCUUUAUAUCUUGAAUAAAUUUGAUGUCUUCGUACAAAA
Messenger RNA from Tripterygium wilfordii, 1407 nucleotides. RefSeq names its product haloacid dehalogenase-like hydrolase domain-containing protein Sgpp. The transcript is spliced from 5 exons. The coding region runs from base 412 to 1305 and encodes 297 amino acids. The record is from RefSeq and is a predicted model, not a curated record. NCBI's taxonomy places the organism in Eukaryota, Viridiplantae, Streptophyta, Magnoliopsida, Celastrales, Celastraceae.